Messenger RNA from Anolis carolinensis (green anole), 2502 nucleotides. Its product is annotated as zinc finger protein RFP. Gene Ontology annotation, biological process: protein ubiquitination; regulation of gene expression; innate immune response. The transcript is spliced from 8 exons. Bases 384 to 1910 code for a protein of 508 amino acids. The record is from RefSeq and is a predicted model, not a curated record. Gene Ontology annotation, cellular component: cytoplasm. Lineage: Eukaryota; Metazoa; Chordata; Lepidosauria; Squamata; Anolidae. Gene Ontology annotation, molecular function: protein binding; zinc ion binding; ubiquitin protein ligase activity.
GCUCAAUCACAGGCUUCCCAGUAGAGCCUCCAACACUAUGGAGGAAAUGGGUUGAACAUCUGGGUUGCUGUGAGUUUUCUGGGCUAUAUCGCCAUAUUCUAGAAGCAUUCUUUCCUGACGUUUCGCCUGCAUCAAUGGCCGGCUAACACCUCCCAACAAAGGAUUCCCCCAAGCAGGAGUCAGCCUGACCUUGAAGCUAAAAGGCUAUUCAGUGCUAAUCAAGAUGGCCAACUGCAACAUUCACACCUGCCUCAAGCAGACAAGAGUUCUUUCUCCCACCCUGAACAUUCCACAGAUAUAUAAACCCCACUUGCUUAGUUUCCAACAGUCCUCACAACUUCUGAGGAUACCUGCCAUAGUUGUGUAUGAAACGUCAGUAGAGAAUGCUUCUGGAACAUGGCCAUACAUCCAGGAAAACUCACAGCAACCCAAUGAUUCCGGCCAUGAAAACCUUCGACGGCAGUGGUGCAGCAUCAGCAGCUAUGGCUUCUGGAGACCCUGUGAAGAAGCUCUGCGAGGAACUGGCCUGUCCUAUCUGCUUGGAGUAUUUCAAAGAGCCUGUGAGCCUCUCCUGUGGGCACAAUUUCUGCCAGUCCUGUCUGGAUCUAUGCUGGGAGGAGAAAGAGGCCUCCUGCCCACAGUGCAGGGAGAAAGUGCAGGAAGGAGACACCAGACCAAAUAGGCAGCUGGUGAAUCUGGUGGAGAUUGCCAAGGAACUGUGGAGCCUUAAGGCAGAAGAAAGGGGGAGAGUCUGCCAGAGGCACCAGGAGCCCCUCAAGCUCUUCUGCAAGAACCAUGAAUCCCCCAUCUGUCUGGUGUGCGACAAGGCAAAGGAGCACGAAAACCACAAAGUGAUUCCUCUGGACGAGGCAUCAAAGGAGUACAAGGAUCAGAUUUUGAAUUUUUUGGAGACUCUGAAGAAGGAGAAAGAGAAUAUUCUGGCCUACAAAGCAGACGCAGCACAGGAAAGCCAAGAUUUGCUCAAGAAGACCCAAAGAGAGAAGGAUAGGACUGUGGCUGCCUUCAGACACAUGCACCAGUUUCUAGAAGAACAAGAGAGGAAUCUUCUGGCAAAAAUGGAAGAGGUGGAGAAGGAGAUUUCAGCUAAAGGAGAGGAACAUCUGGCCAGACUCUCCAAAGAACUCUCCUCUCUCUCGAAACUCAUCCAAGAGAUGGAGGAGAAGCAUCAGCAGCCGGCAAGUGAACUCCUCCAGGAUAUCAGAAGCUUCUUGCAGGGAUAUAAGAAUAAAGAGAAAUCUGAGACUUCUGCAGCCUUUUCUCCUGCCCUAAAGUGGAAGAUCUGGGACGUCUGUGAUAUCAAUCCCUUUCUGGAAGGUGUCAUGAAGCAAUUCAGAGCCUCUCUGGAAUCUGGGCUUCAGCAGGAAAAAGCACAUGUGACUCUGGAUCCAGACACAGCCCAUCCUCGGCUCAUCCUCUCUGAAGAUCACAGACGUGUGAUGAAGGCAGAGAAAAAGCAAGAUCUUCCUGACAAUCCUGAGAGAUUCAAUUAUUGGCCUUUUGUGCUGGGCCUGGAGGGAUUCACAGGAGGCAGGCAUUUCUGGGAAGUCCUUGUGGGGAGUGAGGAAGAAUGGUUUGUGGGAGUUGCCAGAAAGUCUGUGCAGAGAAAGGGCAUCAUCCACUGUGGGCCUUGGGCUGGGAUCUGGCGAGUGGGAAAGGGGAAGUGUGGAUACAAGUUCUCCUCCGACAAAGAUGCAUUCCCAUUUCUGACUCUGAGCGAGAAGCCCAAGAGGGUCCGAGUGACUCUGAACUACGAAGGGGGUCGUGUGGCCUUUUACGAUGCAGACUCAGCAGCCCAGAUCUUUCAAUACCCUCCAGCCUCUUUCUCAGGAGAGACCCUCCUUCCCCUGUUUUAUGUGACUAAAAAAGCCCAACUAGAGCUCUCCCCGUAAGGAUGGAGAGCAAUGCCCAAAGACUCACACAUCUGAGACACAAGAGGAGCUUUAUCUCUGGAGAUUUGGAGCUGUGGAUUCUUUUUGCUCUCUUUCUGAAACCUCUCUACUCUUUCAUUAAAUAUUUGUGAAAACCUGGCUGGAGUCUGGAGUGUGAAUGAAGAAGCCAUUCCUCAUGGCAGUGCUCAGCUCAUGGAUCAGCCAGGGACUUCAUGGAAAGCCCAGCUACAACCAUAACAACAAAGAGGGAAUAAAAGACCUAAAUCAGUUUUUAGUCAAGAAUUCAAUUGGAAUUCAGUUGUAAGUCUAUUUGCUCCUGCCUUUCCUGGCGUUUCACAGGGAUGGAGGCAGGACUUGGCUGUGAAGUUAAACAUAAGUGUAGCCUUGCUUCAUCCCCUUGCCAACUGGAAACAAUUCUUUUUCUGUCUUCUGUCCUCAUUGUGCCCGCUUGUCCUGAGUAGAAGUUACACAUCAGGAAAAUCCAAUGUCAUGGUGCACCUAUUUCUUUAUGUACAGCGCAUCGUUUUUCAUGAUCUGAAUAAUCAAAGACUUUGCUGUAAAUAAUAAAGCACAGAUUGAUUUUUCUCUGAAA